AGUCAGGCAGCGGGAGCCGCCGGGAGCGGAUGGCGGCGGCCGUAGCGGCUCCACUCGCCGCCGGGGGUGAGGAGGCGGCAGCCACGACCUCCGUGCCCGGGUCUCCAGGUCUGCCGGGGAGACGCAGUGCAGAGCGGGCCCUAGAGGAGGCCGUGGCCACCGGGACCCUGAACCUGUCUAACCGGCGCUUGAAGCACUUCCCCCGGGGCGCGGCCCGUAGCUACGACCUGUCAGACAUCACCCAGGCUGACCUGUCCCGGAACCGGUUUCCCGAGGUGCCCGAGGCGGCGUGCCAGCUGGUGUCCCUGGAGGGCCUGAGCCUCUACCACAAUUGCCUGAGAUGCCUGAACCCAGCCUUGGGGAAUCUCACAGCCCUCACCUACCUCAACCUCAGCCGAAACCAGCUGUCGCUGCUGCCACCCUACAUCUGCCAGCUGCCCCUGAGGGUCCUCAUCGUCAGCAACAACAAGCUGGGAGCCCUGCCCCCUGACAUCGGCACCCUGGGAAGCCUGCGACAGCUUGACGUGAGCAGCAACGAGCUCCAAUCCCUGCCCUCGGAACUGUGUGGCCUCUCUUCCCUGCGGGACCUCAAUGUCCGGAGGAACCAGCUCAGUACGCUGCCCGAAGAGCUGGGGGACCUCCCUCUGGUCCGCCUGGAUUUCUCCUGUAACCGCGUCUCCCGAAUCCCAGUCUCCUUCUGCCGCCUGAGGCACCUGCAGGUCAUUCUGCUGGACAGCAACCCUCUGCAGAGUCCACCUGCCCAGAGGCCGGGCAGCGUGGGUCGGCCCUGGGGGACCUGGCCCCUUCUCGGCCCCCGAGUUUCAGUCCCUGGAGGAUGGGGGGCUGUUGUCCAGCAUCAGGCUGACCAGAUCCGCCUGGCUGGCCCCAGCCCUGCAGAGGAUCUAUUUCCGGGACAUCGGUACGAUGGUGGGCUGGACUCAGGCUUCCACAGCGUUGAUAGUGGCAGCAAGAGGUGGUCUGGAAAUGAGUCAACAGAUGAAUUUUCAGAGCUGUCAUUCCGGAUCUCAGAGCUGGCCCGGGAGCCCCGGGGACCCAGAGAACGCAAGGAGGAUGGCUCAGCGGACGGAGACCCUGUGCAGAUUGACUUCAUCGACAGCCAUGUCCCCGGGGAGGAUGAAGAGCGAGGCACUGUGGAGGAGCAGCGACCACCCGAAUUAAGCCCUGGGGCAGGGGACAGGGAGAGGGCACCAAGCAGCAGGCGGGAGGAGCCGGCAGGGGAGGAGCGGCGGCGCCCGGACACCUUGCAGCUGUGGCAGGAGCGGGAACGGCGGCAGCAGCAGCAGAGCGGGGCGUGGGGGGCCCCGAGGAAGGAUAGCCUCUUGAAGCCAGGGCUCAGGGCUGUUGUGGGAGGGGCCGCCGCCGUGUCCACUCAAGCCAUGCACAACGGCUCGCCUAAGUCCAGUGCCUCCCAAGCAGGGGCUGCAGCGGGGCAGGGAGCCCCCGCCCCUGCCCCUGCCUCCCAAGAGCCCCUUCCCAUAGCUGGACCAGCGACAGCACCUGCUCCACGGCCACUUGGCUCCAUUCAGAGACCAAACAGCUUCCUCUUCCGUUCCUCCUCUCAGAGUGGCUCAGGCCCUUCCUCACCAGACUCUGUCCUGAGACCUCGGCGGUACCCCCAGGUUCCAGAUGAGAAGGACUUAAUGACUCAGCUGCGCCAGGUCCUUGAGUCCCGGCUGCAGCGGCCCCUGCCUGAGGACCUGGCCGAGGCUCUGGCCAGUGGGGUCAUCCUGUGCCAGCUGGCCAACCAGCUACGGCCGCGCUCCGUGCCCUUCAUCCAUGUGCCCUCCCCUGCUGUGCCAAAACUCAGUGCCCUCAAGGCUCGGAAGAAUGUGGAGAGUUUUCUAGAAGCCUGUCGAAAAAUGGGGGUGCCUGAGGCUGACCUGUGCUCGCCCUCGGAUCUCCUCCAGGGCACUGCCCGGGGGCUGCGGACCGCGCUGGAGGCCGUGAAGCGGGUGGGGGGCAAGGCCCUACCGCCCCUCUGGCCCCCCUCUGGUCUGGGCGGCUUCGUCGUCUUCUACGUGGUCCUCAUGCUGCUGCUCUAUGUCACCUACACUCGGCUCCUGGGUUCCUAGGCCCCAAAAUCGGCCCUCCCUCACCCCUUUCCCUUCCUCUCUAUUUAUAAGGUCCCUGCUCCACCCGACCCCACCUGCGGUGCCUUCAGCCCCAACCAAAGACACUAGUGCACCCCCUUCACAGACACUGACCUCAGAGGCCCCACUCUGGUGCCCCCAGACCCUGGGCCCCCAGCCUCUGGCCUCCCUCCAGUAGCCCCACGAGUCCCCACCUCUCAGUGCUGACGGUGCCUUCAUGUCCCCGCCGGCCCUGCCCCUGCCCUCUGUACCCCGUGAGGGGUGGCAGGAGCUGGAGUCUCCCCCUUCCUCCUGUGCCCUCCCCUUCCCCCCCCAACAGCUGCUAUGGGGGGGCUAAAUUAUCUCUAUUUUGUAGAGAGGAUCUAUAUUUGUAGGGGUUCGGGGCCCAGGCCGGGUCCCUAUCUCUGUGUAUAAACUGUACAGACCGUGGCCGCCCUGCCUGUGUGUGUGUGUGUGCGCGCGCGCGCGCGUCUGCUCCGCGUGUUGGUGGCUGUGGCCAUGGCUCUGUGCCCACCAGCAUCUCCCUCCUGAGAUGCCGGCCUCUCAUGCUCCCGGAGCGUCCGCCAACCCCCCGUGUCACCUCCCUUCUGUUAUCGCUGACAGCUUUCUUGCGUCUCAUUUGUCGCCGAGCCCCGAGCGCACGGUGAUGCUCGGGUCUGCCCCCGACCCCCUGCCACAGGCCGGAAGCCGCAGGGGGCACCGUGGGGAAGCUAACCCGGCCCCUUCCCCCAGGAGUCACUGUGCCAGCCCCACCACAUCCUGGAAGAGGAGGGGGCCCCGGGAAGGGGCCUCCCCUACAUCGCUGCUGUCGUCCACGCCCUGCUGGACCGGCCUUAGGGGUGAAGGUGGGGGCACAGGGCCCACCCCGCCCGGGACCCCGGGAGCAGAAGACGCGCCUGGGCUCCGCGCUCUCAGAGAAGCACGUGGUGAGGGUGGCCUGGGCCUGGGCACCCUUGGCCUGCCGGCCUGGCUGCCUCUGGGGUCGAGGGUCUGGGUGGAAGGACCGCGGGUGUCGCAGGUGUCGUGUCAGCCGCAAUAAACAGAAGCCAGAAGCCCUCUGGGUGGCCCUCAGGUGUAA
Homo sapiens (human) is the source of this 3189-nucleotide messenger RNA. It is a transcript of the gene LRCH4, whose product is annotated as leucine rich repeats and calponin homology domain containing 4. Gene Ontology annotation, biological process: membrane raft assembly; positive regulation of toll-like receptor signaling pathway. The record is from RefSeq and is a predicted model, not a curated record. Gene Ontology annotation, cellular component: plasma membrane. The coding region runs from base 30 to 2093 and encodes 687 amino acids. NCBI's taxonomy places the organism in Eukaryota, Metazoa, Chordata, Mammalia, Primates, Hominidae. The transcript is spliced from 18 exons.